Aspergillus campestris IBT 28561 is the source of this 801-nucleotide messenger RNA. RefSeq lists its product as uncharacterized. NCBI's taxonomy places the organism in Eukaryota, Fungi, Ascomycota, Eurotiomycetes, Eurotiales, Aspergillaceae. Bases 1 to 801 code for a protein of 266 amino acids. The transcript has a single exon. The record is from RefSeq and is a predicted model, not a curated record.
AUGGCCGCCAACCUUAUCUCCCUCAAGGACACAGAGCCAAAUAUGGAGCCCGAAUACGAGGUUAGACUUCGGCUCAACCCAGCCGAGGUUCUUGGCCCCGACCACAGACUAGCAGAAAAUGUGCUAUUGACCUUCGAUAUGCUCGCGGCCGACACUAAGUUAAAUGUCCAGUUCCUUGAUAGGAACUGCAAGGAGAUCUAUGCCGCCGGCUGGAGCCCACGCAUCCGCAAGACGGAGAACGAGGACGAUUUCGAGCUGACAUAUAAGAAGCGGUAUGCCAUCACGGGCGGUGACAUCGACGCUGCGCUUACUGCGGCUAAUGGGGAUGGUUUCAACGCUGGUGACGCGAAGUACGAGGCGCAGGUUGAAUGGGGUUACCGGAACCAGACACUCUCCAUAAGCCGCAAAAAAACCGGAUCGAAAUCUGAGAAUGAUGGGAUGGGUUUGCCAGGGACGAGUGAGUCGCGUCAGAUGUUGAUCGAUGAAGCGCCAGAUAAGUUCGACAACUGGAAGCACAGAGAAUGGGGCACCAGCGCGUUAUCGGUAUCACGAGUUUUUGGCCCGGUCCUUGCGAGGCGCUUUACUGGCAAGUGGAAGAACAUGAAGCUAUAUGUUGAGGUCUGGCCCCUCCUCAACCUCGGGGAAACAGGAAUUGAGUACUUCGUCGAGGCGUCUUUCAAGACGAAGAGCCACACGACAGCCUCACUCGAGCUGGGCCACUUAGCCGACUUUCUGCAAAAGAAGGGUUGGUUUCUACCGGAAGACGUGCUAAAGACGCGGCUCAUUAUGGAGCGAUACUGA